AUGGAGGAGGUGCCCCCCGACCCCGAGACCAUGCUGGUGCUGGGGAAGCUGGGCUUCCAGCUGGGGCUGCUGCUGGCUCACGGUGCCUACUGGGAGGUGUAUGAGGCUGCAGCCCCCCCACUGUGGCACAAGGUGGCCAUCAAGGUCAUCUCCAAAAGGGAAGCGCUGGAGGAAGACCUCAGGAAGCUCCUGCCCCAUCAGAUGCAGGUCUUGAAGGGCUUGUGCCACAAGCACCUCGUCAGGCUGUGCCAAGGCAUGGAGAUGAGGACGGGCUUCUACCUCCUCAUGGAGCUGGCCCCCUCGGGGAGCGUCCUGGAGUGGGUGCAGAGCCAGGGACCCUGCUCCCAGGGCCAGGCAGGGCUCUGGUUCUCCCAGCUGCUCCUCGCUCUGGCCUACCUGCACAGCAGGGCCAGCGUCCACCCGGACUUGAAGCUGAAAAACCUUCUCCUGGACAGCAAGGACAAUGUGAAGGUCUCCAUCCCAGCUUCUCCAGGAGGAUGGCCCUGCAGGAUGCCAGUGGGGAGUCCCUCGGCCUCCCCACAUGCAGGGUUGCCCGCCAAGGCGGUGCUGAGCCGGACCUUCUGCGGGUCCUAUGCUUACACCUGUCCCAAGAUCCUGCAGGUGCAGCCCUACAACCCCUUCCUGGCAGGCACGUGGAGCACAGGGGUCGUCCUCUAUGCCCUCCUCCCAGCGUUCCCCUGUCUUCCCCCGAAGGCAGCCCCUGCCCCAGGACUGCAAGGUGGGGGCCUGGGGGUGGCUGGGGGGACAUUGGAGGGGCAUUAG
Gymnogyps californianus (California condor) is the source of this 783-nucleotide messenger RNA. RefSeq names its product testis-specific serine/threonine-protein kinase 4-like. NCBI's taxonomy places the organism in Eukaryota, Metazoa, Chordata, Aves, Accipitriformes, Cathartidae. Gene Ontology annotation, biological process: microtubule cytoskeleton organization; intracellular signal transduction; protein phosphorylation. Gene Ontology annotation, molecular function: protein serine/threonine kinase activity; tau-protein kinase activity; ATP binding. Gene Ontology annotation, cellular component: cytoplasm. The record is from RefSeq and is a predicted model, not a curated record.